CUUCAUUCUCAGCAGUCCCCAGGUUUCCAUGCAAGCACGGCAUUAACCCCGCGUUCCUGGGCAUCCGUGUCUGGUCAUUUCACUGAUCCUCUUCAAAGCGUCGUUUUCGUAGCACGCGGAACGCAAGGCCAUCGUGAUCGCGAUCGCCAUGGACCUCGUUCGUUGCAGCCGCCUCCACACUCCACUAUCUUGCCCGCUGCCAGCCCCUUCAGUGCGUAGAAGUCGGCAAUAUGGCUCUCUCGCGGAUUCCUUCUCAAACAGGUGCCAGAUUCCUUCGUCGCCAGCCAUGUUCCCCCGUCCUUCUUCUCCCGCCGCAUCCUCCCAAUGCCGCGUGCCUCUCUCCUCGCUCUCGCGAGUGCCGUUGCAUUGGUUGAAACGUCAGCAGCAGCCGGGUCGAUUCCGACGGCCCCGGCGAGUCUCCGUGGAAGCUGCCGAUGACCGCGCGAGCAAGUUCCCCGUAGAGCCGAGCAGCAGAGACAGCGCUCACGCCAGCAGCGAAGAGGGGAUUGUGAUGGAGCUGCCUUGCUUGCCGUUCAACCCCGCCGAGGUGUUCCUACCCGGGUCGUCCAAGACGCUGCACCUGUACGAGGCGCGCUACCUCGCCCUCUUGGAGGAGGUGCUAUCGCGCAGCCACGGGCUGCUGGGCCACGUGGUGCUGGAGCCCAUGCGGGCGGACGACGGCCAGGGCAUGACGUUCGUCGCCUCCUACGGCUGCCUCGCCCAUGUGGAGAGCGUGCGCAAGCUGCAGGUGGGCGCCCUGGUGGCGGUGAGGGGCGUGGGGCGCAUCAAGCUGCAGCAGCUCUCGCAGGUCGAGCCCUUCCUCAGGGGGCGGGUCACGGUGGUCAGGGACGAGCGGGCAGGGGGGGGAGCGGGGGAGGAGGUGGUGGGGGCUGUGGCGGAAGUGAGGGCGCUGCUGAGGGACGUGCAGCAGCUGCAGAUCAAGAUCAAGACCACCUCGGACGUGCCUCUGCAGACCCCGCUUGAGAGGGCUCUGCGCUGGGUGGACACCGUCACCGCCUCCCCUGCUGCUGCACCCGCACCACCAGCACCAGCAGCUGCAGCAGCUCCAGGAGCCACUGCUGCUGCUACACAGCAGUCCACUGCCACCGCGCCACAGGCAGCUGCCUCGAGCAGCAACAGUGGAAGCAGCAGCACAGCAUCACCAUCACCAUCGGCAUCGCCAUCGCCAUCGGCGUCGGCGGGAGCGUGGUCCAUCCUGCCCGAUGAGGAUGGCGUGGAGCCCGACCAGCUGCCACCCGAACAGCUGGAGUCUGCCGCCCGGUUCCUGGGCUUCCAGGGGCUGCCGACGCCCGCCAUCCAGAGCACAGUGGCUGUCGACCCCAACACCAUGUCCCUCGACCCUGAUUUCGUGGGGCCUGCUGGCAGCAGCGGCAGUAGCAGCAGCAGCAGCAGCAGCAGCAGUGAGAGUGAAAAGGCAGGUGGCGUUGAGGAGGGCGGUGAGAGCAGGGAGGCAUUGGGAGGCGUGCGUUCGGUUGAAGCCCCAGAAGUGCGGGGCUACCGGGCAUACCUGCCAUCGUAUGAGGAGCUAGUGACCUUCGCUGCUCUGCAACCAGUAGCAGGCGCGUCGGCAGCGGAGCUGCAUGGCUUGCUGCAGAAGCGCCUGGCCGCCAUGGAGGAGACCGACACCAUGAGGCGGGUAGUAUUGGCCCGUCAGUAUGCAGAGCAGAGCCGGGCGGCGCUGGCUGCCAAGGUGGCACUGCAGAGCCUGCAGCUGUGAUGGAUAUGGUGCUGCUGUUGGUAGGGGCACUGAGCACAGUGCACGUAGAAUGAUAGUACAGAGCACGGUUUGUAACCUUUAUUCAGGGUUUAGGCCACAAUACACAUACAUCCCAACAUGGUGGGAACAUAUGACCAAUCAUU
Molecule: messenger RNA, 1881 nt
Organism: Closterium sp. NIES-67
Lineage: Eukaryota; Viridiplantae; Streptophyta; Zygnematophyceae; Desmidiales; Closteriaceae
Source: the annotation of a GenBank genome assembly